This is a messenger RNA of Prorocentrum cordatum, 1185 nucleotides long. The record is from the annotation of a GenBank genome assembly. NCBI's taxonomy places the organism in Eukaryota, Dinophyceae, Prorocentrales, Prorocentraceae.
CGCGCGGCCGCGGGCGACGGGGGCGGAGCUGCACGGGCUGCGGCGCGCGUGGGCGGCGGGCGGCGGGGAGGCCACCGGGCUGACGGCGGGCCAUCUACGCCCGCCUGUUCCUCCUCGGCCUGGGCACGCCAAGGGCCGCGGUGGAGGAGGCCCUGGGCGCGGGCGCGGCGGAGGCGCUGCUGCGGUGCGGGCUGCUCGAGGAGGUGCUGGACACCCUGUGCGUGGGGGCGGUGCAGCUGUUCCCGUUCGAGGGCCUGGUGCUCGCGACGGACUGGCCCAGCGAGAGCGUGGGGCCCGAGGGCGAUCCCGUCAUGGCCAUCGGCACCGACUCCAUGGACUGAUGACCUCUUUCUGCCUCGCCCUUCGGCGACGGCCCGGGGCCGGGCUCGCUCGUCCGGGGCCUCGGCGUGCUGGACCUCUGCACCGGCUCCGGCGUGGCCGCGCUCCACGCGGCGAGGUGCGGUGCCUCGCCGGUCGUGGCCGCGGACGACGUCAGCCCGCGGGCCUGCGCGAUGGCCAGGCUCAACGCGGCGCUGAACGGGCUGCCGCACGUGGACGUGGCGCAGGGCGACCUCUUCGGCGCCCUCCACCGUGGGCCGGGCGAGGGCCCGCUGCCGAGCGGCUUCCACCUGGUCGUGGCCAACCCGCCCUUUGUGGCCGCGCCCGUGGGCCCGCAGCGCGCGCCGACGCUGUACGUGGACGGGGGCCCCGACGGCCUCGCCAUCACCUCCCGCAUCCUGCGCGGGGCGCCUGCCCACCUGGCCGACGGCGGGGGGUGCAUCAUCGUCGGCGAGUUCCCGAACCUGGCCCGCAGCGCGCCCGCGGCGCCCGACUGGGCGCCCACCGGCUACGCCUCCGUGGCCGCCGUCUACGCCCAGGCCCACGUGCAGGGCGCGGCGGAGUACGCCGCGGACCGCGGGGGCCCCGUCGCCCGGUGCUGGCUCGACUCGCUCGCCGAGCACGGCGUCUGCGACGUGACGUCCGGCCUGCUCGUGGCGCGCGCGGGCGCGGGCACGCCCCGCGGAAGCGCCCGCUUGCUUCAUGCCGGUCGGCGGGUUCUCGCGGGCCCUCUGGCGGGCGCGGGACGCCGACGAGUCCUGGACCGACGAGGCGCAGGCCGCGACGGGGCUCUGCGAGGUGCGCGCGGCGGUGCGGGCGGCGCUGGGCCUCGGCGGCCGCGCGGAG